CCUAGUGGGCGUUAGGUUGGAGUGGAGAUAGUGACUUUUUUCUAUUACAGUAUCCUGGAAGUAAGACUCAAGGUUAGUAUCGAACCGAGCGAGGAACGAGAAGUAAUAUAUAUGCAGCUACACCAUGGGUUUAAACACCCAUUACAAUCCCGAUCAUUAGCCCCUAAUUGAGGUAUCGGAAUAUCGGCACGAGCGCAUAUUGUCUAUAUCAGUUAUCAGUUCAACACCAUGUCCGAUCCAGCGCUAGCUGCGAUCUUAGAGGCAUCCGCCAAUGUCGACAACACUUAUCCUGAUUUUGAGAUUCUAGAAUCAUACUACACCUCCGGCAAUGGUAGAGAUGAGAUCCGACUGCAUGUCCUUAUGCCUAAGUCUCUUUUGGAUGGCCACCAGCAGCAAGUAAUACCGCUCAUGGUCCGGAUACAUGGUGGUUAUCUGAUAACUGGAUCAGGUCUUUACCGUGCCUGGUUCAGCGACUGGACUUUGGAAUAUGCAAAGCAAGCUGGCGCAGUCAUUGUAUCCCCCAACUAUCGCCUCAUGCCUGAGUCCAAUGGCACCGAGAUCCUCGAAGAUAUGGACUCAUUUUGGCGCUGGCUGCGCCAGGGUGGAGUUGAUACCCUCUUGGCGAAAAAUGGGUUCGAGUGUCUGCAAAUAGAUCAUGAUCAGACUUUAGUCUUAGGAGAGAGUGCUGGUGGCUACCUUGCCAUGCAACUGGCACUAAGUUAUCCCGAUGACAUUCAAGCCUUGAUUGCGGUAUAUCCUCUUCUUGAUCUUCAGUCUGAGUUUUAUACAAGAGCCUAUUCGAAACCAAUAAGCGGUGUACAGAACCGACCGCUCAGUGUGAUUGAGGACCACUUGGACAGCAUCCGGUCGACCCCUCGAGACCGGCUUCGACCUGUCACGGAGGCAGACCCUCCAGACCGCCUGGAAUUAUCUUUUGCGGUUGUCCAACACGGACGGUUCCUAGAAUUUCUAGGCCAAGAUAACCCGAGACUUUUUCCCAUAAAACGCAUAACGGACGAUAUCGACGCUGACGCAGCGGGAAAGGGUGAGAGGCUACCACCGAUGUUCAUUUUUCACGGCAAAGAUGAUUCUGCUGUACCCUAUCAAGGUACUAUUCGCUUUAUCGAGACGCUUACCAAGACUCGUCCAUUGGCAAAAUACCGCUUAGAAAGUCUGCCUGGUGACCAUGGGUUUGACAUCGGUACAUCGAUCGGAAGUUGGCGCUGGUUGCAGGACGGAUUGCAGUUUAUCGCCCUGGCCUGGCUGAAGAAAAUGCGUAUGCGUCAAGGGUUGGUUGAACCACAGACAAAAAUUUAA
This is a messenger RNA of Talaromyces proteolyticus, 1317 nucleotides long. RefSeq names its product Alpha/Beta hydrolase protein. The record is from RefSeq and is a predicted model, not a curated record. Gene Ontology annotation, molecular function: hydrolase activity. NCBI's taxonomy places the organism in Eukaryota, Fungi, Ascomycota, Eurotiomycetes, Eurotiales, Trichocomaceae. The coding region runs from base 229 to 1317 and encodes 362 amino acids. The transcript is spliced from 4 exons.